AGGCGUAGAACGCUACGUAGACGCGCCAUAUUGACGUGACAGCAACGACGCCGCAUCUUUACUGGGGAACGGAAUACGUCACAACACCUCCGGAUAUUAUCGGUCGUCCUCUGCUUGCACGGCUCUCCGGCUUCCAGUCGCCCUUCAGUCCUGUCAGGGAGAGUCCACUUCUCCGUCAAAAAACAAACUAUACAUUCAACUUUAAACCAUGGCGGGGACAAUUGCACGCAAAGCCUUCGACCACCUGAAGAGUAAAGACUUCAGGGAUUAUUUAAUGAGCACGCAUUUCUGGGGCCCUGUAGCAAACUGGGGUCUUCCCAUCGCUGCCAUCACAGAUAUGAAGAAGAGUCCUGAAAUUAUCAGCGGCAGGAUGACCUUCGCCCUGUGCUGUUACUCUCUGCUCUUCAUGAGAUUCGCGUACAAGGUCCAGCCCCGCAACUGGCUCCUCUUUGCCUGCCAUUUGACCAACGAGGGAGCACAACUAGUCCAGGGAGGUCGUCUCAUCAAAUACAACAUGGAGAAGAAGAUUGAAUCCUAGUGGUGGAGUGAAAUCAGUGCAAAUCUGCAAAAUGCUGCUUCAACAACCUAUUAAAUUUGGACACCAGACCUUCAUCUAAACAUGUUAUCCAAUCAUAUUUUUUUUUCUUUUUAACAGGAUGCUACCAUAACUGAUUCUGUUGCAAUUUUCACUUUAAUACACAAACAAUAAAUAAAUAAAUACUUUAACUUUUCUACAGUUACCAAUUUUAACUGCUGUGGGUUUAAUUAUUUUUUGAUUUUACGUGGAAUGUAAUAUAAUUUGUUAACUGAGCUAAUCAGAGUGACGAAUGCCUUGUACACAGGUCAGGGGCUGCUGCUGCAAACUUUAAAAAAAAGACCCAUACAAUCAGUUUUUGUUAUCACAUAAUUAUACACCAUUAUGGGAAAACACUGUUACACUGCAUCCUUUUUAAAACACGGACAUAUCUAAACAGAUUGGAGGUCAGUUUGAGCAGUCAUGCAGUUAUUCUGGAGAAACUUGGACAUCGGCACCAUAUUUUUUUUCUUUUAAAUAUAUAGAACUUACUGAGCCAACAUGCGUUCAGCUGAAGACAUGCAGGAAAAUAAUGAAAUGUUUGGUAUCAUUUAACCAACUACGACAAAAAGUGAAAAUUAGAAAGUGUUUGAAUCGACAGAUGUAAAUAUGAAAAAUAUAAGGCUUUGUUUAAAAGCCAAGACUGUUCCGGUUAAAUGUUGACCACAUGUCACGUCUAAUUCACAUUAAUUUAAGGUCCUUGUAUAAUUCCCUUUGUUUUUCCCUGGUGAUUGUUUGAACACUUUAGACCUGUUUAAAUAAAAUCAACUGGAAAAAGAA
Molecule: messenger RNA, 1354 nt
Organism: Fundulus heteroclitus (mummichog)
Lineage: Eukaryota; Metazoa; Chordata; Actinopteri; Cyprinodontiformes; Fundulidae
Product: mitochondrial pyruvate carrier 1
Exons: 5
Coding region: 209-538 (109 amino acids)
Biological process (GO): pyruvate import into mitochondria
Cellular component (GO): mitochondrial inner membrane
Source: RefSeq, a predicted model, not a curated record